Messenger RNA from Indicator indicator, 1199 nucleotides. It is a transcript of the gene CANT1, whose product is annotated as calcium activated nucleotidase 1. Lineage: Eukaryota; Metazoa; Chordata; Aves; Piciformes; Indicatoridae. Gene Ontology annotation, molecular function: calcium ion binding; UDP phosphatase activity; GDP phosphatase activity. The transcript has 3 exons. Bases 1 to 1194 code for a protein of 397 amino acids. The record is from RefSeq and is a predicted model, not a curated record. Gene Ontology annotation, biological process: proteoglycan biosynthetic process.
AUGCCUGUCCCACCCUGCCAUGAGUCUAUGAGCCCCCUGCGGAUCAGCGUGGGUGGUCUGCCUGUGCUCGCGUCCAUGACCAAGGGGGCUGACCCCCGCUUCCGACCGCGCUGGAAGGCCAUCGUGCUCUCGUCAGCCUUCGUGGGGUUUGUGCUGCUGCUCUUCUGCCUGCACCGCUCCUCUCCUGCCCGGCCCAGCCCACCCAAUCCUCGCAACUGGCAGCUCAGCCUGCGGGCAGGGGACCGCUACAAUGACACCUACCCACUGUCCCCACCCCAGAGAAACCCUGAGGGCCUGCGCUACCGCAUCGGAGUCAUCGCGGACCUGGACACGCAGUCCCGCAGCUCUGAGGAGCACACCUGGUUCAGUUACCUGAAGAAGGGCUACCUGGUGCUGUCGGACAGCGGGGACAGUGUGACAGUGGAGUGGGACAAGGACGAGAGUGUGCUGCGGUCCCACCUGGCUGAGAAGGGCAGGGGCAUGGAGCUCUCCGAGCUAAUUGUCUUCAAUGGGAAGCUGUAUGCAGUGGAUGACCGGACAGGAGUGGUCUACCAGAUUGAGGGCAACAAGGUGGUGCCCUGGGUGAUCCUCCCAGAUGGGGAUGGCACAGUGGGGAAAGGCUUUAAGGCAGAGUGGCUGGCAGUGAAGGAUGAGCACCUCUACGUGGGGGGACUGGGCAAGGAGUGGACCACGACGAGAGGGGAGGUGGUGAAUGAGAACCCUGAGUGGGUGAAGGUCAUUGGCUACAAGGGCGAUGUGGGCCACGAGAACUGGGUGACCAACUACAAUGCGCUGAGGGCUGCGGCAGGGAUUCGACCCCCAGGUUACCUGAUCCACGAGUCGGCCUCCUGGAGCGACACGCUGCAGCGCUGGUUCUUCCUGCCGCGCCGCGCCAGCCACCAGCGCUACGACGAGCGGGCGGACGAGCGGCGAGGCACCAACCUGCUGCUCAGCUCCACGCAGGACUUCGGGGACGUGACAGUGGGGCGGGUGGGUGAGGUGGUCCCCACCCACGGCUUCUCCUCCUUCAAGUUCAUCCCCAAUACGGACGACCAGAUCAUCGUGGCACUGAAGUCGGAAGAGGACGAGGGCAGGAUCGCCAGCUACAUCAUGGCCUUCACGCUGGACGGACGCUUCCUGCUGCCCGAGACCAGAAUUGGGAGCGUGAAGUACGAGGGCAUUGAGUUCAUUUAACUGAC